Molecule: messenger RNA, 939 nt
Organism: Pseudogymnoascus verrucosus
Lineage: Eukaryota; Fungi; Ascomycota; Leotiomycetes; Thelebolales; Thelebolaceae
Exons: 4
Coding region: 267-782 (171 amino acids)
Source: RefSeq, a predicted model, not a curated record
AUACUAUUGUGGCGCUAUCACUCAAUCGCCCCAUCUCUUUCAUCCUAUAAAUCCACUAAAUCCCACAAUCCCACGACCCCGCUCGGAGAAACCACCGCCGCGCCGCCCUUUGUCUCACUAAAAGGUUACCGAUGACCGAUGAUCAAAAGCUCGUCCCUUCUUCAGCCACUGAAGCGACAACCACCAAGAAAAAGCAACUUUGAAGCGACGAAAGCCACGAUCUCUCUUUCUAUAUAUAUAUGUACUACCCGCCUUGCGACUGAAACAUGUCCCUAGUGGCAGACCCGGAAGACGCGCACAGGAUUGGCGCGUAUCGACCGUGGUAUCUCCCGUUUCGCUCGAGGAAUUGCAACGCCGAUCCAUACCGCAGGGGCUCCGCCUUUGCCCAUGCGCCGUGGUGGACUCCGUUGAUUUUCGAGAAUGACAGCAGUGAUGCUCGCGACCACUGUGCAAAUGAGAGGACUUUUCUCUCCUACCUCCGCCUCUCGGUCUAUAUGUCGGUAGUCUCCAUAGCCAUCAUCCUCUCCUUCCACCUCAAAGACGAACCUUCCGACUUCGAACUACGCAUGGCCCUACCCCUCGGCAUCGUCUUCUGGUGCCUCGGGCUAUUAUGCCUCGUGCUCGGGUUUGGAAAUUACGUCAAGACGAUGACGCUAUAUAGCAAGCGAGUGGCGCUGGUGCAAUCAGGUUGGAAAACACAGACUACAUUUGGAUUGGUGGCAGCAAGUAUAGUAGCCGUGUGCAUCCUGUUCCUGGCUACGAAUUCGACAAAGGAUUCAUGAUAUCCCGAGAUAAACUUAUGAGUUAUAGGUUGGCUUUUUGGUUACGGCGUUUUGGCGCGGUGGGAAUUAUACAUGCGAGGGAAAAGGGAUACUAUACCAUGGAGGGGACAAUUAUUAAUGACUGGAUAUACAGAACAGCGAGUCGAGCAAUAUACCC